Molecule: messenger RNA, 1155 nt
Organism: Ctenocephalides felis (cat flea)
Lineage: Eukaryota; Metazoa; Arthropoda; Insecta; Siphonaptera; Pulicidae
Product: malate dehydrogenase, mitochondrial-like
Exons: 5
Coding region: 1-1155 (384 amino acids)
Biological process (GO): tricarboxylic acid cycle; malate metabolic process
Cellular component (GO): cytoplasm; mitochondrion
Molecular function (GO): L-malate dehydrogenase (NAD+) activity
Source: RefSeq, a predicted model, not a curated record
AUGAAUAUUAUAAAAACAUUUAGGCUAUUAAAUAGAUUCCGUUUUUCGCGAUAUUUACAAAGUGGCUAUGUUUUGCCAGUGAAUCAUUUUAUGCCCAGGAAGCGUUUUGCUUCUGAUUAUGUGGCAACGAAGUCUUUAAAAGUAACAAUUUGUGGAGCUGCAGGAAAUUUAGGACAACCCUUGUCUUUGCUUUUAAAACAAUGUCCACUAUUUGAUGAAAUCGCUUUAUAUGACAUUGCACCUGUUUGCGGAAUUGGGACAGAAUUGGGCCAUGUAGAUACUAGCUGUUUAAUAAGUGCCUAUCAAGGAACGAAAUCAUUAAAAGAUUCUUUAAAAGAUGCUAAAAUUGUUUUAAUUCUUGCAAGUGCUCCUAUUAUGCCAUCCAUGACUGUGAAAAGCAUGUUUGAUGCAAAUGCAAAUAUUAUUUGUGAAAUUGGAAAGGCUUGUGCUACGCAUUGUCCGAAAGCAUUAUUAGGUGUUGUAACUACUCCAAUUAAUUGUAUUGUUCCUAUGAUUUCUGAAAUAUUCAAACAAUGUGGUUGUUACGAUCCAAAUAAAAUUUUGGGAAUAACAACAUUGGAUUCAGUUCGCGCCAAUACUAUGGUUGCAAAAGUAGCUUGCUUGGAACCAGAAGGCGUCGUAGUGCCAGUUGUCGGGGGACAAUCUGAAGAUACCAUCAUACCUGUACUAUCGCAAACUAAUCCCUGUUUAAUUUUGGAACCAGAAGAAGUAGAAAAUAUUACAAACGCGGUUAAAACUGCUUCAAAUGAUAUUCAUCUCACACGAUACGGCCAGAGUACUCCAGCUUUAUCCUGUGCUUUUGCAGUAGCAAGAUUCACUAUUUCUCUCGCUAAAGCAUUAAAUGGCGAAAAAGAAAUAGUGGAAACAGCAUUUGUCAGAUCUGAUGCAGUCAGAGAAUGCAAAUAUUUUGCAACACCAGUAGUUCUAGGCCCAGAAGGAGUUCAGCUGAACUGGGGACUACCUUCUAUGAAUAAAUAUGAGUCAUGCAUUUUGGGAACAGCUGUUAAAAAUUUGCAGAAACAUAUUUGUUAUGGUGAAUCCUAUGUAAGAAAAGCACGUAUUUGCAAACCAGACUGCGUUCUGGAUUGUCCUGAAGAUAAAAAAAUGAUAGACAGAUCCAAACUUAAAGCGUAA